Molecule: messenger RNA, 9881 nt
Organism: Zonotrichia leucophrys gambelii
Lineage: Eukaryota; Metazoa; Chordata; Aves; Passeriformes; Passerellidae
Gene: PKD2
Product: polycystin 2, transient receptor potential cation channel
Exons: 14
Coding region: 5134-7422 (762 amino acids)
Biological process (GO): detection of mechanical stimulus; release of sequestered calcium ion into cytosol; potassium ion transmembrane transport
Cellular component (GO): membrane
Molecular function (GO): potassium channel activity; muscle alpha-actinin binding; signaling receptor binding
Source: RefSeq, a predicted model, not a curated record
CUCGGGGCCGCCCGACGGAGCCGCGCUCCGCAGGGCGGCCUGGGCCAAGCGCCUGGCGCGGAGACUGCGAGGUGAGAGCGCCCCGGGCCGCAGCCCGCACCCUGACCCGGCUCCUCAGGCGCGGGUGCCGCUUCCUGUAGAGUUGUUUGUAGUCUUUCCUCUGUAGUUGCCUGCAGUGCUCCUUUUCCUCUGCUCGUGUCCUUUUCCAUCCUGUGCCUCUAUGUCCCCAUCUCUUCGUGCGCAUCUGUCUUCUGAUCCCCGUCCCGGUUAUGGCCCCAGCACACGCAGAUGCACCCACAUCUCGCUCCUUCCUUUCCCCACCUCUCUGCCUCCCAGGUCUUACUCCUGACUGCUUUCCGUGUACGACACUCCUGCACAGGGGAAGGUUAGGUUGGACAUUAGGAUGAAUUUCUUCACAGAAAAGGUGGCACUGGAAUGGACUUCCCAGGGAGGUGGUGGAGUCAUAGUCUCUGGAGACAUUUAAGGAAAGACUAGACGUGGUACACGAUGCCAUGGUCAAAUUGUCAUGGUGAUGUUGGGUCAUAGGUUGGACGUGAUGAUCUCCAGAGGUCUUUUCCAACCUUGGCUUUCUGCCUCACCACCAGGUCUUUGGAAGGUUGGGGCAGAAAGCUUGUGCUUCACUUUCAGCAAAACCCCAUUCUAUAGAAGUGGUUAGGAUGGGGUGGGAUACUUACAGUGGGCUGCUGGGAGGGUAUUUGAAUCACUUUUCUUUUUCUGCAGUAUUGUGCAGUGCCUUGGUGCUGCCCUUUACAGUCAAGUGCUGUCUGCUGCCACGCAAGUGGUGACCAGGGACAGAGUUGGAAGCAAAACUGAGCGCAUAUCAUGUGAACAUUUGAGGUGUCGUUAAAAGCUUACUGCAGUAACUUCCUGCUGAUCUGGCCUUGUACAGGGUUGAUUUGACAGCAGCAGAGAGAAUGCUGGAUGAGGAGUCCUUUGGAUUUAAGGUUGUGAGAACACAUUGAAAAUCUUCCUUUCUUUUCAGAGAAGCUUAAAAUGUCAGCUUCAAAGUACAAGGAUUUUAAACAGAGCAUCGGUGUCGGGUAAAUCUUUAUAGUUAUAAAGCUGCAGAAAAAGUAAACCAUAUUUAGAAAAUAAAGAUUCUUCUUCUGAAAUGUGGAUUUUCUGAAGAUAGGAGAUAGUGCUGCUGUUACUGGCUGCCAUGGCAUCAGUGGAACUAUGAAAACAAGCCUGACUUUAAGGAAGGAUUUGUGCCUUCUCUGAUUUUCAUGGGCAUCCAAAGAUUAUUUGCUGUAAUGAUUUCUCUAGCUUUGGCUGUAUUGCACCGAAAGAAAUCCCUCUUGAACAUUGCAAUAUCUUAGUGGUAUGCAAGUCAGACUUGCAGAGAUUAUGGAAGAGAGCAUGUUUUCUUUUUAGCAGGUUUUAUUGGGACCAUGUUCAAUGACCCAAGUCACUUCAUAGCAAGAAACCAGAAUAACCAGGAAGAACUACCAGUAAUAAUUGUGUUGGGCAUGAAUUGGCACUGUGCUGUUUGGAGUCUCCAGUAGAGUGUUUGUUUUAGUCCAUUGCUGAGAUGUGUAAUUUCCUAGGAAAAGAGCUGCUUCACAUGGAGAAAGUUAAGUCCUUUUAUAAAAAGUUUUACAAAGUUUUUAUACUUCAGAUGCUCCCUUCAUUUUAGUUGUUGCCAAGAAGGAGCCUCCUGUGCAUGUUUUCAACUGUGGUGAAAAACAGCAAUGUUUGUACAUGAGGUGAAUGUGAGUCACCUGGUGGUGACCUGGCACGUAUUGCUCCUGUUCCAUCUCUGUUGUGAUUUGUGCAGUAGUACUGAAAACAGUUUCUGAUGAUUCCUGACCUCCUUCUGUAGGCAAGUGUAGCUAAAGUUACUGUAGUCGACAGAUCCUUUUCUGGCUCUUGGAUGAGAAUGUUGCCAUAAAUUCCUGGGCACAGUAAGUGUCUGGGUGAGCCUUCAGUGCUGUGGAGGUGCUGCAGGGUGCUGUACGUCUGUGGAAUAGGUAGCACCUUAUCUGAAGGAUGUGAUCCCUGUGCUGCACAGUUUAAAGGGGCUGAUUGCAAGCCUGACAUUAUUAUUGGGCACUUGAAGGAUGACUGUGGGUUUACUAUGGGAAAGAAUACUCCAUGGUUCUUUAGAUAUUCAAUGGAUGUCCAUGAGUAUCUUUGAAGACUGGAAAUGGUGCUUUCAGUUUUAUUUCAAGGACUACAGGAAAGUUGGCAUAGAUUUAUUUAACAGAAUUGCAUCUCACUAGACAGAAUUCAACCAGAGGGAACAAUCCUUUGGAUAUCACAAGUGAUAGAGUCACCAUGGCAAAAAAGAUGCCACUUAGUAUUGAAGGAUGUUCAAUGACAGAUUGCACUUUACUUGCCAUGAGUUAUGAAAGAAAAAGGCAGAGAGGAUUUAAAGUAUUGGGAUUUUGGUGAUUGCUGUAACAGGAGUUGCUAAGUGAAUAGAACUGACUAUCAGUAGUUGAGGUUCUUCUUUAUGUGGAUUCUGUUCAGAUUCUAACAUGAAUGUUUGUGAAGUGCCUUUAGUUCCUCUAGUUUUACAGCUCUCUUCAGCAAAUAUCCCAGAUGCUGAGACAAGAGGGACUGAUUAUUCUACUCUCUUAAGGAGGAAGUUGCCAGAAGUUUUGAUGGGUAAAAACAAGGUGUAUUUCCAGAGCCAGCCUGGAAAGGUAAUCCUGCCUUGUAGAGCUGUACUUGGUCACCCAGUGCUGCCAUGUCCUCAUGUCUGUCAUCACUGAUGUGUGUUGGGCAUUUCUUGAAAGGGUUUCUUAGUUAUUGCUAUAUAAAGGUGCAAAAUACCCGUCCCAGUCACUCAUUAAUUGAUACUUUCAUGAAGACCGCUACAUACAGAAAGAGUAUGAGCAACUGCUAGUUGCAGAUUUAUUUGAUAAAAAUACACAGCUUAUGUCAAAAAGUUGAUGAAUAGCAAAUGUAUAUAGGAAAACAAAACAGGUUUGUUGUUUGCAGCAGAUGUCAAAUCCAGCAGUGCUUACCUCUACUAUGUUUGAUGCAUCUCAAUCAAUAUUGUAAAAAGAGAAAAAGGGGAAUAAUAUUUAUAUUGCCAAAAUGUUACCGCGAAUGAAAGCUCCAAGCUAGCUCAUUUAACACAAAAAUCAUUGUGUGAUCCCUGGUGCUGUUUAGUUGGAUUUUUUCUUUGCUGUAACUUUCUGUUCUUUGCUGACUUGAUUCCUAAUAGCAGUCUAAUAUGACAGAGUUUGAGUUUGGAAACUUUCUGCUUCUGCUCACCACAUAUCUUAUUGGUGAGUAAUUGCUGACAGCCGGGACUUGGCUUUCUCACCAGCUUAGCUCACUGCCUUUUCCAGCCUUUUCUUCCUCUCUUCCAUAACGUCUUCCUGCCUUUAUUAUGAAGGUUGCUAGUGCAACGUAGUGCUGUGCUAGAGGCUGAAUUUAUUGAGUUAUUAUUAUUAGUAAUGUGGUGGUUUGACCAGGAAGAAGUGGGAAUUCUGGGAGGCUGUGGUCAAACCAAUGGAUGCUCAGAGUUUGAUAUUGGCACCUUGGCACUCAGUAAAUGUUCUUGGAUUUCUGUUUUUGUCUUCAAGAAUGACCUAAUGGGGAGGAUUUGGCAUUCGUGUAGUAAAGUUGCAGUCUUUAUCUGCACAUUUUCAAACUUGGCCCUAAAGAACAGCUUUGGAAAAGCUCUCCUGUUUGGGGGCUGACACUAGGGAAGGCCGUAAGUUACCAAUUAAACCAUGUGAAGAGAGAUUAAUGCUUAAACUGUUAGUGCUUGCUGUGCCCAUGCAAGAGAGGUUUCCAGGUUUAUGUCACAACUUAAAAAUGUGGUAGCUGAAAGAAACAUCUAAGAAGAAACAUCUAAGACAUUUUUUUUCUCAUUUAUGCAGUUAGUGGUAAGAGCUUCCUUAUUCCCAUCUCUGUUAGCAAACAAAGGUCUGCAGCUGGCAGCUUAGCCCAUUGUCUUAGCCUUACAGCAGUGCUUGCAGAUUGACUGAACUUCAUUGUCAGGUUUAUAAUGCAUUUUGGCUAUCCCUUGUUACUGUUCCAUUUCAAAUUGCUGUGGUAUGUUUGAUGGACCCAGGAUUUUCCUAGGGAGUUUGAGGUUAGUACAUUUCCAUCUACUAUGAAUGUAAAGGAUGUUUUGAAAGGUUAGCUGUUUAAAACACCUGAAAAGGAUGGAAGUUUACUGCAGUUCUGUAGGAGUGAAUUUUUAGUUUUAAAUGCUUUUUCACUGAUCAGAAACUGAGGUCAAAUUGCCUUGCUUUAGGUUUAAAUGAGGAGAAGCUCCAUGAAGGGAGCAGUCUGAGCAACAGCAGCUGUUCCCAGCUUUUUUUCUAUUCUGUACUAGGCAUAGGAAAUAAGGAUGGUGAUUGCUAACUGCAUUUUAUUUUGAGGUGGUUGUUCCUUUUAAAAGACUCUAUUUAAAAGAUCCUUUUGCUUUUUUGUUACCCACUUGGAAGAGAUUACCAGAGUUCAAUAGCUUCUUUCUCUGUCUUUUUGGGAAUGUCAAGCAUUAUAUGGAAUGAGGACCAGGCAGGGAGUUCAGCUGUGAUAACUGAUAACUCUUUGUUGUGCAGGGAAAGAAACCAUGCAGAAAUGCUCACCAACAUCCCUGCUGUGUCUCUUGCCUAUCUGAGAGAGGAAGAUUAUCAUACGGUGUUUUAAAAAUAAAUUUGACUCAAGUAUCCUCCUUUCAUGUAGAAAAUUAAGACUGCUUCUGAAGGCUCAAUAAUGAAUGUGCAUUUUUAUUCAUUGAACAAUGAUUUGCAUGUUUAAAAGAUAACAUACCAAAGCACUGCAUUUCCAUUUCUUGAAGGAUGGCUGUCUGUGCAUGUCUCUGUAUGCUUGUAUCUGUUUUUAUACCAUGUGGUUCUAAGCAACAGUAUUUCUGCAAAUCUUCCACAGAUUCUGCUAGAGUUCUGCUGAACUGUUCCUAAAUUUUAUGGUAUCUCAUUGAUAGUUGAUACUGCCUCAGGCCCCAUUCUCUCUGCAAACAAAGCUCCUCUUUCUUAAACUUAAAAUCCAUAGAAGAACUUGCAGCAAUGACAAAGGUUAAGCUUUCAACACCACUUACUAUGUCACUUGUGUAUCUGUACCAGACAUCUGUGCCCAUCAUUAUAUAUGUCUUUUUCCUUUUAAGGUCUGUGGGGGACAAGACUCAUGGAAGAGAGCAACACCAGCAGAGAGCAGUACUUGAAAAGUAUUUUACGGGAGCUGAUCACAUACAUGGUUUUCCUCGUGGUCCUGUGUGUCUUGACUUAUGGGACAGUGAGUUCCAGUAUGUACUAUUAUACAAGGGUUAUGUCACAGCUCUUCCUGGAAACACCUGUGUCAAAAACGGAGAAAACUGAUUUCAAAACUUUGUCCACAAUGGAUGACUUCUGGAAGUUCACAGAAGGCCCUUUGCUGGAUGGUCUUUACUGGGAAAUGUGGUACAACAACAAAACCAUGGCAGAAAACAAAAGCUUUAUUUAUUAUGAGAACCUGCUCCUAGGAGUGCCUCGCAUUCGGCAGCUGAAAGUCAGAAAUGGUUCUUGCUCCAUACCUGAAGAUUUAAAGGAGGAAAUCAAAGACUGCUAUGAUGUCUAUUCUGUAGCUAAUGAAGAUACUGCUCCUUUUGGGCUCCGGAAUGGAACUGCCUGGACAUACACCAAUGAGAAGGAUUUGAAUGGCAGCAGCCACUGGGGCUUGAUUGCCACAUACAGCGGGGCUGGUUAUUACCAAGACCUCUCGAGGACCAGAGAAGUGACAGCUCUGCAGAUUGCAAGCCUGAAGGAGAACCUGUGGCUGGACAGAGGAACUAGAGCAGCCUUCAUUGAUUUCUCUGUGUACAAUGCCAACAUCAACCUGUUCUGCGUGAUCAGGUUGCUAAUAGAGUUUCCAGCCACUGGAGGCCUGGUUACAUCUUGGCACUUUCAGCCUGUGAAGCUGAUUCAUUACAUCUCCACUUUUGAUUUUUUCCUGGCAGCCUGUGAAAUGUCCUUCUGUCUUUUUGUUCUGUAUUAUAUGGUGGAAGAGGUCUUAGAAAUUCGCAUUCAUGGAUUGCGCUACUUCAGAAGUGUUUGGAAUUGCCUUGAUAUCCUUAUCAUUGUGCUGUCUGUGGUAGCUAUAGGAAUUAACAUCUAUAGGACAUCAGCGGUUGAUAUGCUCCUGAAGAAGCUGCUGGAAGAUCAGAACUCAUUCCCCAAUUUCGAACCCUUAGCAUAUUGGCAAAUGCAGUUUAACAACAUUGCUGCAGUCACUGUGUUUUUUGUCUGGAUUAAGCUUUUCAAAUUUGUUAACUUCAACAGAACGAUGAGUCAGUUAUCCACCACAAUGUCUCGCUGUGUCAAGGAUGUAAUUGGCUUUGCCAUUAUGUUUUUUAUUAUUUUCUUAGCAUAUGCUCAGUUGGCCUAUCUUGUCUUUGGCACUCAAAUUGAUGACUUCAGCACUUUCCAAGAUUGCAUAUUUACUCAAUUCCGCAUCAUUUUGGGAGACUUCAACUUCACAGAGGUUGAAGAAGCUAAUCGAAUUUUGGGACCUGUUUAUUUCACUACAUUUGUGUUCUUUAUGUUCUUCAUUCUUUUGAACAUGUUUUUGGCCAUUAUCAAUGAUACCUACUCUGAAGUCAAAUCAGAUAUGGCACAGCAGAAGGCAGAAAUGGAAUUGUCUGAUCUUAUCAGGAAGGGCUACAAUAAAGCCAUGAUCAAACUUAAAUUGAAGAAAACUACUGUUGAUGACAUUUCAGAAAGUCUGAGACAAGGUGGAGGAAAACUCAAUUUUGAUGAACUCCGGCAGGAUCUCAAAGGGAAGGGGCACACGGAUGCAGAGAUUGAAGCAAUAUUUACCAAAUAUGAUCAGGAUGGGGACCAGGAAUUGACAGAGCAUGAACAUCAGCAGAUGAGAGAUGACCUGGAGAAAGAGAGGGAUCUGGACCUGGAUAGGAGCUCUCUACCACGUCCUCUGAGCAGCCGCAGCUUCCCCCGGAGCUUGGAUGACUCUGAGGAGGAUGAGGAUGAAGACAGUGGACACAGCUCCAGGAGGAGGGGCAGCAGCUCCAGUGGGGUUUCCUAUGAAGAGUUCCAAGUGCUCAUGAGGCGGGUGGAUCGCAUGGAGCAUUCCAUUGGCAGUAUCGUCUCCAAGAUCGAUGCUGUUAUCGUGAAGCUGGAAGCCAUGGAGAGGGCCAAGCUGAAAAGAAGAGAUGUGUUGGGAAGGCUGUUAGAUGGAGUGACAGAGGAUGAGAGACUGGGCCGGAGCAGUGAAAUCCACAGGGAGCAGAUGGAGCAGCUGGUGCGAGAGGAGCUGGAGCGCUGGGAGUCGGACGACAUGGGCUCUCAAAUGAGCCACCGGCUGGGAACGCCGCUGGGACCGAGCGGCCAGCCGCGCUCCCGGAGCUCGCGGCCAUCCUCCUCCCAGUCAGAUGGCGUUGAUGUAGGAGCAGGAAAUGGGGGCAGCAACAUCUAUGUGUAGCUUCAGCUUUGUAGGAGAUCCCACAUGUUUCAGGUCAGUAUUCAGUCAGCGAAUUCCCCAGCACGAGGGGACCGUUCUGAUCAGACCCCUGAGGACGUCUUUCACUGGUGGGUAAAAGUAAAUAUUCACUCCAUAAAUCAUUUUCAGGCCUGCAUAAGCCAUGUGUAAUGCCAGCAGUGAGAGUGUCACCCUUGGAAACAAAAAUGCUGGAAACUGAAUGGAUAGCAAGUGGGAAAACAUCUACCAGGACAGAAAUCUGAUUCCAUAAAAAUAUUAUUGGGAACAUUUGCAUGAGAGCAGCAAGCUUCAGACAAAAUAAUGUGCAGUGGCUGACAUACUGAGAGGCUAUUAAUUUUCUGCUUCCUCUUGGAAAGUAAAAUUUUUAAAGGCUUUCAAAAGCAAAUUUUAAAAUAAUAUGCCAUCAGUUUUUCUUAUUCAUUAUAACAACUGACAGAUAAACCAGCACUUUUUUAAAUAUAGGAGUUUCUACUUGUCUUUCUGAGUUAUUCUUGGUAUACUUAGUAUUUUACUUAAUUUAAAAUAUUUUUCGUGUUUUGAGAGGUACAUUUCUUUAAGCAGAAGAAAGUGCACUUAGUUUGUACAAUUGUAAAUUACAUCAUUCUCUGGUAGAAACUGAAUGCAUUACAAGUAGCAUUUAGCAAGAAGUACUCUUCACACCCAACUAAAAUAAUAAUCUUCAGCUAAGUUGCAAAGUGCCCAUUUUUUAAUGCUAUCUUUUAAUGUGUUUCUGGGAUAAACAUUCCAGAGGUUCUUAGAUAACUACAGCUACUUUGCAGAAAAUACAUUAUUUAAAAGCACACAAAAUUGAAAACCACUGAGUUUUCCUUGGGUGUGACAGGGAAAGAGGCAGAGAAGUUUCUGACAGGUGUGAAAAUCUGAUCUUGUGCCAUGUGAAGUUCUAAUCACAUCUCAACGAUGUGGUCUGUAUUUACAUUUAACUAAACUGCUUGUGAAGUGGUUAGCUACAUUUCUACAUAGACUUUUCUGCCGAGGUGCAACACAGGAUUCCUUUGGGAAGGUGUUUGUAUUACAAUCACUGAUUUUUAGUAUUUUUAGUAUUCCCUCUGCUUUGUGUCAUAGAAGCUUUAUUUUUGAAAGGACAUGCAAUGUUGCAAUUCUGUUGGUUUCCUGUAGAGACCACUGAGGCAGCGUCUGCAGUUUUGCCUAGGAAUGUGUCUCCAAGUGUGGAAUGCUGGUUUAGGAGGAAGGCUGUCAGUGGUGCUUUUUUCCUGAAGAUGGCAGUACUCUGGUGUUUAAAGACUGAGAGCUGGUGAAAAAGAUAAUGGGAAGCCACAUAAUCAACCACAUCUUAGCUAUUAGUAGCAUAUGCAGAGGAGAAAAGGCCAGUUUAACAAAGUGUAAGUGACAUGUGUUAUGUUGGUGCCUUCUGUUUCAACAAGCAGUUAGUGUCUCUUCAUUCUUGUGGGAGUGCUGCCCAGGCAAAGCUUCUAUGUUCCAUACCUUCUUGCAAUGGCAUUGCCUGGAUGUGUGGAAUGCCUUUCCUCUAACCAGGGAACUUGCUAAAACUAAACAGAAUUCACACCUUUCCAUUUUUGAUUUUAUGACAAACCAUAUGCACAGAAAUCUAAUUAAUGUUAGCUGGAGGAAGACUAAAUUCAGUACUGGAAUUUCUUAGCAGCUGUGUCUUGGGAACAGAAUUAUGUAGGAGAGCAGGUUGUGGUUCUUGUGUGGGUUAUUUGGUCCUGUAUUGGGAAGAAAUUCAUACCCUUUCACAAGAGUCCUCAUGAACCUGCAAAAACAGUGCACAGCACAGUGGGGGUAGGCCAUUUGUGAAUGGUGAGGGCAUUCAGAUUAAGCUCUCACUUGCCUUGAUUGAAGGGUUUUACACCUCAGAAACCUUUCUGAGGGAAGCUUUUCAGUGUUGAACUGCAUUUUUGACUGUAAACAGACCAAAGAGAAACACCAGCUGUCCUCAUGGCCAUCAGGUGUGCAAGGAAAAUAGAAAAUACUAUACCAAAGCAAUUUAAAUAUACAGAGCCUUGUCUUUAUAUGCAUAUCCAAAAUAUGUGUUUCAAAAUGUAAAUUCAGUCACUCAGUUCACCUUUCAUUUGUACUAUAUGUUUAUUAUGAAAAUGUUUGCAUUAAUAGCUGUAUUUGUUGGGGUAUAUUUCUGCAACAUGUCGUUACUUGAUAACAAACUUCAUCUUGAAGUGCAAUAAGUUUCCAUGGGGUACCCAUGUGUGUGGACAGUGGGCCUUGCAGUAAGUGCAUUGCCACUUGAUCAAUGUUACAAACAUUUUAUUGAUGCAUUUUUCAGUUUUAGAUUAUAAUAUCUUUGUCACUUACUACAAAGGUACAGUUAUGCAUAGUAAUGUACAGUGUUUGGUCUUAUUUGGAAGCUGUUAAUUAUGCAAGUCUUCUACAAUGAUCAAGAAUGAGCACUUUAUUUCCUAAUAAACACUUUAUAUAACCUACAA